This is a messenger RNA of Malaya genurostris, 3258 nucleotides long. RefSeq lists its product as uncharacterized. The transcript is spliced from 12 exons. The record is from RefSeq and is a predicted model, not a curated record. The coding region runs from base 102 to 3008 and encodes 968 amino acids. Lineage: Eukaryota; Metazoa; Arthropoda; Insecta; Diptera; Culicidae. Gene Ontology annotation, molecular function: zinc ion binding; N-acetylmuramoyl-L-alanine amidase activity. Gene Ontology annotation, biological process: peptidoglycan catabolic process.
GUCACUCGUGAUCGCGGGAUCGGUCGUCUUCGUUGAUUUGCUGAUCUGAACGACGUGUUUAGACUAUCGGUUCAGUUGUGAUUUUAAUUUCUUCCACCAAAAUGGAUACAACUAGUGCCCACCCAACAGGAACACCAUUGCCGGAUUCAGUUACCAAUGCGUUGAUGAGUAUUCGACCACGGUAUAACAGCUUCCAUCAGCACAAUGGCAUUCCUAACAUGCCGGGAAACAGCUACAGCCAAAGUCCGAAUUCGAGACAGGAUGGAACAACCGGGAACCCGUCGAAUCAAAACACUAGCAACACCGUACAGCCAGCCACGACUAGUGUGAUCAAUUUAUCAAACUCCAGUGACGUUGUGAUCGGACCGAUGACGCAGUAUCAAGGUUCCGUUACCAUCUACCAGUAUAUGGAUGCAACCGUCGAAGCCAGCCGGAUUGCAUCCGGUCGCAACAAUCAAAACAGAGGCCUCCCGUCGCCGGAACAAAGCUCGGUCCUUCGACAGGAACGAUACUUUCUGUAUGGAGCCCUGAUACUGCUAACGAUCAUCGCUUUUUCCACGGCUUUGUACUUCAUCAUUCAUCAAAUGCAGAACAGUGGCAAUAUUUCUAGUCAGCCCGAUAUCCUAUUUGGAAACAAUUAUGCUUCGGGAACUAUUCCGAACCUUGGCAACGGCCACCUAGUCAUCGACCGUCACAACUGGGGUGCCCAGGAAACGGUUCGCGGGCCUUACCCUCUAAUCUCUCCAAUACCGUACGUAUUAAUCACUCAUAUCGGAGUUCAGUCCAGUCCCUGUUUUGACAUGUACAAGUGCUCCAUCAAAAUGCGAACCAUUCAAGAUGCAGCCAUUGCUGAACAGGGUCUACCGGAUAUACCAAAUAAUUUCUACCUCGGAGGUGAUGGCUACAUCUAUGUCGGACGAGGUUGGAACAUUGCGAAUGCUUACGCCAACCAAACUCUAUCAAUCUGUUUCAUGGGAGAUUUUGUGCGCCAUCAACCAAAUGAAAAUCAAUUUUCAGCACUAGAUCACCUACUGGCUCAUGGUGUUGCUGAAAAUUAUUUGGCCAAAGAUUACAAACUAGUUGCUCAUAACCAGACUAAGGUAACCAAAAGUCCUGGACCAUACGCAUAUGCCCGGAUUUCGAAAAUGCCUCGCUGGGUACCUUGCACCCUGAAUAGUAGUAACACCUGUGGAUCGGAGAUCGGAUUACCUUCUGUUUGGAAACAGGACUACCUCAAAAAAAAUAUGACUACGAAAAUAUCAACAAACCAAGCCGAAGAUAGUUAUUCCAAAGCUUGCGAAAGUGUUAAACCAAUGGCUAAAGCUAGAGAUCAACAAAACACUUCAUCGCAUGACCCAGAUGCAACCACGCAGUCUUCCUCCGUCUCAGGAAACUACCCUAGUAAUAUUACUGAUAGAAAUAAGACAGAUCAAGUGCUAGAUAAGAGCGAUAGUAGUAGCAGUCAAAACAUAUCCAUCACCUCAAUUAAUGAAAACGACAACGAUUCGAGCACCUUCGCGAGCAGCGACAGUGAGUGUGACGAUGAACAGAUUAAGAAAGCCAUCGAACGAAUUCCGAAUGCACUCCAGCCGGGACAGUUGGUACAGAAUGGUAUGCUGGUUGUGAACAAUGAUAACAGUUCACCAACCUCCAGCCGGGCUCCCAACAUCGGCAGUAUAGCAGUACAAAAUUCUUCCGACAUUACGUUCGGCAAUAAAACCUACAUCAAAGGACAGGUUGUGAUCAAAAAUAUUUACCAAGAUAGACCGAAUGGGGUUGUUAAUCCAGGAUACCAGGAAGGCAAUGAAAUAGACGGUGAACUGGCAACAACAAAACAUAAAACAGAAGAUUCCAGCAAACGAAGCCAAAAUUGGCACUCUAGUCUGAAAGUCAUAAUCAAGGACAAACCCCUAUUGAGUGUAGCAAUCAUUAUCGCACUAAUGGUUAUCAUAGUCAUCAUCGUGAUCGUGCCGUACGUCGUAACAUCCACAGGUAAACAUAACUUAAGGCCACACUACGGCGAUGGCGACGAUGAUCGGGCGAACGUCCCUCCAGACACUGGCAUAGACCAGGACUUCUUACCGGAUGCAAAGCCACUUCGAAUAGUCACUCGGAACGAAUGGUUAGCCCAACCGCCAAAAGAAGAUUUGGAUCCCCUGAAACUCCCGGUACAUAAGGUUAUCAUCGCCCAUACGGCCACCGAAGGAUGUACUACUCAGACAGCAUGUAUUUAUCGCGUUCGUUUCAUCCAAGAAAGGCACAUAUCUUCAAUGAAUCUCGGUGAUAUUGCCUACAAUUUUCUUAUUGGCGGCGAUGGUAAUGUUUACGAGGGUCGAGGUUGGCUUAAAGUAGGGGCUUUUUUACGAGGUCAAAACUCAAGGAGCGAAGGCAUUGCCUUCAUCGGUGACUACCGGCGAUUGCAACCAACGCAAGCACAAAUGGAAACGCUUGAUAUUUUACUGAAAAAUGGCACAAAAACUAGAUAUUUGACAGACAAAUUCAAGUUAUACGGGGCACGACAGUGGGAACCAACCGACAGUCCAGGCAAUAUGCUUUACAAGCGGUUGGUUCAACAUCCAAAUUGGAGUGACGAGCUUGUUUCACAAUGCGUAUUUAUGACCAGUAAUAUCCAGCAGUUCCACAUGGCAGACGAUUCAAAAAAUUUCUCCGAUAUUGCGUACAACUUUCUAGUUGGUGGGGACGGAAAUGCCUACGAAGGACGAAAUUGGAACAAAGAAGGUGCCCAUACAAAAGGAUUCAACAAGGACAGCAUCUGCAUUGCAUUCAUCGGGACUUUCAUCGACGUCAAACCACCAGUCACACAGCUAAGUGCGGCUCAGCAACUUUUAGCAUUGGGUCUAGAGCAAGGUAAACUUGCCAAGGAUUAUAAACUUUUCGGUCAUCGACAGUUAGCACCAUUCGAAAGCCCUGGUCGGUCGCUAUACAAAAUAAUUCAAACAUGGCCACACUGGUCGAAAGACCUGGGCCCGAACCAUUGGGUAGAAUAACAUUCAUACUCCACUAUAAUGUCGAAUAGAUGAAAUGAGCUCAAAUGUGUGUUUCUCAUACAAGUUGCAAAAUGCUGUGAUUCGGUCGAAUAGACUUUUUUUAGAAAUUUAUAUAUUUUGCCAUUAAUUACUAUAUUUACUGUUUAGAUUAAGACUUUGCAUACCGUAAAAUUAUAUGUCGAACUUAAUGAAAUGUAUCAAGUGUUUCAAAACGACAUUUAAAAUUCUAAUAAAAAAUCGAAAACCGAAA